Molecule: messenger RNA, 2042 nt
Organism: Zootermopsis nevadensis
Lineage: Eukaryota; Metazoa; Arthropoda; Insecta; Blattodea; Termopsidae
Source: RefSeq, a predicted model, not a curated record
AUGUCUGGUCAGCCACAGCUGGUUCUUGACGUGAUCCGGAAGUCCUAUGAACGCAACAGUGAGUGCAGCGUUAUACAAUUGUUGCAGGCACUGGGGCAUGUGAGUGGGGGUCACAUCAAUCCAGCCGUGACGUGUGGGCUCGUUUUCUCGGGGCACAUCAGCAUCCUCAAGGCUGUCUUCUACAUCGCGGUGCAGUGCAUCGGCGCAGUUGCUGGAGCUGCUGUGCUGCAGGCCCUGACUCCGAAGGACGUGGUGAACUCGCUAGGCAUGACAACCAUCAACGAACUGGUGACACCGCUGCAGGGCUUCUUCCUGGAGGCGUUGAUCACGUUCGUCCUGGUGCUGACUGUGGAGGCCGUGUGUGACGACAGGCGAACCGACUUGAAGGGCUCAGCCCCCCUGGCCAUCGGCUUGUCCAUCGCCACCUGUCACCUGGGAGCGAUAAAAUAUACGGGAGCUAGCAUGAACCCAGCCCGGACAUUUGGGCCCGCUGUUAUGACAGGACUGUGGGAGAACCAGUGGGUGUACUGGGCGGGCCCCAUCCUGGGUGGCGUGGUGGCUGGCGCAGUGUACAGGUUCCUCUUCCAGGCCAGGAAAGGGGAAGAUGAGACCAGCUCAUGAUUGUCGGUGGAGGCUGGGUUUAGAUCAGAGCCAGGUGAAUCUGAUAGGACGCAUGUGGUUUUUUAUACAGUCGCUGUUCUAACACAGCUUCAACAAGGAACUUGCCAGCCACAGGAGAACUCGUUUCUUCACGAAAAUAUUUAAGACGAUUAGUCUACGUACUUAGCACAAGUAAAUCCUGGUCCAUUCACGCACAGGAAAUCAGAUACGUAAUAUCCGUUCGUCAAUUUCACCUCUCGCACGCAAUAAAACAGUUUCGUCUGUAGUUACAUCGCAUUUGCAGUGGCGUGUUUUUACGGCAAAUGAAAUGUUAUAACUCCUAAUGGAAAAACAUGUCUUGCUGUAUCUUGUUAGUGUGGUUUCUAAACUGUCGUAGUGUACGCUUUGCACUGCGGUUUGGGGCAUCUCUGUCAGUAUUUAAUAUUUACUGUCGACUGCGGACUGUGUAUGUGUUAUAGAGUUGUCAGUUCACUUACACGUGCGAUGAACCCUGAUGACGGAGGCAGUAUGACCUCUGAAACGUUGGUUAACAUCUACCAGACUACACAUCGCAACAACCCAGAAGACAGAAAUCUUCAGGAAAUAAUUCCCUUCGUGUCUUCAUCGUCCUUUCUUCCAUUCCUUUAUACCCUUUGUAUCCCUCCUCUCAUAUUCCUUUUCCAUCUCUUUAAACUUAGAUCAAAAAUGAAAUGUUUUUGAACCCUAUAUUGAAAAAACUGUUAAAGCUCUCUAAUGGUAACAACACUUAUGAAAUGGAACAUUUUUCAUUUAACGUCAUCAGUAAAAACGUCCUUGCCUAUGUGAGCGUGUUCAAAUAUGUUGCCUUAAUUUAGCGUUUUUCACAAGGUCAGCGCCCAUUUAAUAUUAUGUGUCCUCUAUUAAUUCAACCAAACGCACAUAAAACAUCAAACUGGGUUUAAAAUAACACGGAUAAAUAAAGUAAGCCCACGACCGAAAUUUAAUUCUUAAAGGACAUUGCAGUUCCCUAUUAAACCCUCUUGUUUCACAGUUAAUUUCGUGUAAGGUGGCGGAGAACAUUCUCCUCGUCAGACUCAUGGGAAUUUGCCGAGUGCUGAGAAACUAUAAGCUUUUACCAAGUCCGUUCAAACACAGUAAUGUGAUAAUCAAUACUAGAAUAUAAUUCCAGGCUUCCACUAAGUACAGAUUUCCUUUGUGAUACAAAAAGAGACAAUUUCCGAAAGUUAACUUAUCAAAACGAAAGGUUUCAAUAGCCACCAGUGUUCAUGUCCAGGCUAAUGUGUAAUAAUAAUUCGAUUUAAGUCGUAAAUAACAGUAACCUAAACAUUGAAGUUCCUGUCUCUGUUCAAGCACGUGAAUGAAGUUCUUAAAAUGACACUGUUCACAGUUUAUAAUGUAAAAUACUGUUUAAUUGUAAUAAAUUUGUCGCUUUUAAGAUGCAA